Lycium barbarum (goji berry) is the source of this 1773-nucleotide messenger RNA. RefSeq names its product ribosome biogenesis protein WDR12 homolog. The record is from RefSeq and is a predicted model, not a curated record. Gene Ontology annotation, cellular component: preribosome, large subunit precursor. NCBI's taxonomy places the organism in Eukaryota, Viridiplantae, Streptophyta, Magnoliopsida, Solanales, Solanaceae. Bases 191 to 1495 code for a protein of 434 amino acids. The transcript has 14 exons. Gene Ontology annotation, biological process: ribosome biogenesis. Gene Ontology annotation, molecular function: protein binding.
ACUUAUUUUCCUUUUUUCUUGCCUCAUUUCCUGCAGGAGUGCCAUAAACCCACAAUACUUAAAAAAUUCCGUUAAACCCUAGUUGAUACCCACCUCCCACACAAGCUGUUAAAAUCUAAGCUUCCUCAACCGUAUCUCAGAUUAAUUUGAGGGUGAACGUCUUCGUAAUUCCACUAUAUCCUUAUCUGUAAUGGAUAUUGAUGACAAGGCUGCAAGGCGUAUACAGGUCCGGUUCGUGACGAAGUUGAAAGCCCCCUUUAAUGCCCCACCUAAUUCCAUUGCUGUUCCCUCUAACCUCACCAGAUUAGGCCUCUCUUCCAUUCUCAACAACCUCCUUAAAGCCGGAAAGGAUGAGUGGAAUCCUGAGCCUUUUGAUUUUCUCAUUGAUGGAGAACUGGUCCGCAUGUCACUUGAAGAGUUUCUCCUUGCCAAGGGCAUUUCAGCUGAGAAAAUAUUAGAGAUUGAGUACAUUAGAGCUGUGGCUCCAAGAAAACAAGAAGAGCCAUCUUUGCAUGACGAUUGGGUCAGUGCAGUUGAUGGUUCUAAUUCUAAGUUUGUUUUGACUGGAUGUUAUGAUGGUUUUGGAAGAAUAUGGAAGGCUGCCGGAUCUUGUACACAUCUAUUGGAGGGCCAUACUGGUGCAAUUACUUCUGUUUGUGUUGUCAAACCAAGAGUGCCUCAAAGUGGUGCUGAUCAAAUAGUAGCCACGGCUUCCAAGGAUAGGACACUGCGGCUCUGGAAGUUUGAUGCAGAUGAGUCUUUGGAUCAGAUAAAGAGGAUUAGAGCCUUUAAGAUUUUACAUGGACAUACUGCUUCUGUCCAAAGUGUUGCAGCAAAUCCUGCUGGAGAUACGGUUUGUUCAGGGUCCUGGGAUUGCCAAAUAGCUUUGUGGCAAGCAAGUGGCUCAGAUACAGGUGAUGUAGUUUCAGUCAAAAAAAGGAAGAAGGAUGCCCAAGAGGAAGAUCUUCAAUUAGAAGAGGCGGCUAAAUCUACACUUGUAGGACAUACACAAUGUGUCUCUUCCGUGGUGUGGCCACAAGAUGAAACAAUUUAUUCAGCAUCGUGGGAUCACUCUAUUAGAAGAUGGGAUGUUGAGAUGGGCAAGGAUUCAUUGAACCUGUACUGCGACAAAGUCAUUAAUUGCCUUGGUGUUGGAGGUGAAGGUUCUGCCCUCAUUGCUGCUGGUGGUUCUGAUCCCAUUCUUAGGAUAUGGGAUCCUCGCAAACCAGGUACUUCGGCGCCUGUCUAUCAGUUCUCAUCACACGGUUCUUGGAUAUCCGCCUGCAAGUGGCAUGAAAAGUCAUGGUUUCACUUGGUUUCUGCAUCGUAUGAUGGGAAAGUAAUGUUAUGGGACUUGAGAACUGCGUGGCCCCUUGCUGUCAUUGAUACUCACAAGGACAAGGUAUUAUGUGCGGAUUGGUGGAAAGGAGAAAGUGUAAUCAGUGGUGGGGCUGACUCGAAGCUUUGCAUAUCUUCCGAUGUUUGUGUGUUGUGAUUAGAGAACUUUUGUUCUGUCAGGACAGAUCUCCCCUGUUGCCGAUGAGAUUGUGCUUCAAAUGAUGAUGCAGUUUUGCCUAUGGAAUCGGUUGGGUCAAGCUGAAGUUGUAAUAAUCUACUUCAGAUUCAAUUUUGUCUAUGCUAAACUGGAAACGGUUUGUAUUAUAUAAUCAUGUGAGGCUAAGUGAAUUGAAGCUGUAAUUUUCGCAUGUUAUUUCAGCAACUAUUAAUACCAAUUUAUGUAGAAGUGACCAUGAUCACCAAAACCUUAUUUGA